GUCCUCUGGUCCUCUGUACCCACUGGUCCUCUGUUCCCACUGUUCCUCUGGUCCUCUGUACCCACUGGUCCUCUGGUCCUCUGUACCCACUGGUCCUCUGAUCCUCUGGGCCCACUGUUCCUCUGGUCCUCUGGGCCCACUGUUUCUCUGGUCCUCUGUACCCACUGGUCCUCUGUACCCACUGGUCCUCUGUACCCACUGGUCCUCUGGUCCUCUGUUCCAACUGUUCUUCUGGUCCUCUGUACCCACUGGUCCUCUGUACCCACUGGUCCUCUGUUCCCAUUGUUCCCCUGGUCCUCUGUUCCCACUGGUCCUCUGUUCCUGCUGUUCCUCUGGUCCUCUGUUCCCACUGUUCCUCUGGUCCUCUGUACCCACUGGUCCUCUGGUCCUCUGUUCCCACUGUUCCUCUGGUCCUCUGUACCCACUGGUCCUCUGGUCCUCUGUACCCACUGGUCCUCUGAUCCUCUGGGCCCACUGUUCCUCUGGUCCUCUGGGCCCACUGUUUCUCUGGUCCUCUGUACCCACUGGUCCUCUGUUCUUACUGUUCCUCUGGUCCUCUGUUACCACUGGUCCUCUCUACAACCAGUCCUCUCACCCACUGUUCCUCAGGUCCACUGUGCCCACUGGUCCACUCACCCACUGGUCUUCUGUGCCCUCUGGUCCUCUGUACCUUCUGGUCCUCUGGAAUCACUGUUCCUUUGUUCCCACCGGUCUUCUGUUCCCACUGUUCCUCUGGUCCUCUGUACCCACUGGUCCUCUGUUCCCACUGGUCCUCUGUUCCCACUGUUUCUCUGGUCCUCUGUGCCUACUGUUCCACUGGUCCUCUAUUCCCACUAUUCCUCUGUUCCCACUGUUCCUCUGGUCCUCUGUACUCACUGGUACGCUGUGCGCUCUGUUCACUGACCCUCUGUACCCACUCACUUU
Molecule: messenger RNA, 924 nt
Organism: Pocillopora damicornis (cauliflower coral)
Lineage: Eukaryota; Metazoa; Cnidaria; Anthozoa; Scleractinia; Pocilloporidae
Product: signaling mucin HKR1-like
Source: RefSeq, a predicted model, not a curated record